UGGUGAAAUGUUAGUUUUUGCCGUGGGAAAAGUGAACAAGAAAUUCGCCACCUCUUUCUUAUUCUGUGUUUCCCCUUCCCCACUUCCCCCGCUAAUUUGUAAAAACCUCCAUAUCUCUCUCCAUCUCUCUCCAUCUCUCUCUCUCUCUCUCUCUCUUAAGGCAUCGUUCCCUCCAAAUCUUUGCAGAUCGAGUCCACUCGCAGAUUCCCCACAGACCCAUCUUCUAUUCAUCAGAAUGGUUGCGACAGCUUUUCGCCAUCCUGUUGGAAUUUUUCACCUCCAUUGUUCAGUUGGUGAGACUGGCUCUGCCAGAAAUUGUAGGCAGUCAUCUUUCAGAUUUAUCUCUAAAAAUUUUGAGGUCGAUGUUCGCCUGCUUAGAAAAGAACAUUGUAGCUCUAGACAGUGUAAGCUGCACGUAGUUUGUUCAUCGUCUUCCCAAGCUUCGACAACUGAUCCAAUUUUGUCUACCUCGCAAGGUGAAAGUUCUUUGGUCUUAAUUCGUCAUGGCGAAUCUUUGUGGAAUGAGAAGAACUUGUUCACCGGUUGUGUUGAUGUGCCUUUAACCAAGAGAGGUGUUGAUGAAGCAAUAGAAGCUGGUAAGAGAAUUAGCAACAUCCCUGUAGAUAUGAUUUACACAUCUUCGCUAAUUCGUGCACAGAUGACGGCUAUGCUUGCCAUGACUCAACACCGCCGGAAGAAGGUGCCAAUCAUUGUGCAUAACGAGAGUAGACAGGCGGAAACAUGGAGUCAAAUUUACAGUGGAGAUACUAAAAAGCAAUCAAUUCCAGUUAUAACUGCUUGGCAAUUAAACGAAAGAAUGUAUGGUGAAUUACAAGGUCUUAAUAAGCUGGAGACAUCUGAGAGAUAUGGAAAAGAGAAAGUGCAUGAGUGGCGUCGGAGUUAUGAUAUUCCUCCUCCCAGUGGUGAGAGUUUGGAAAUGUGUUCUCAAAGAGCUGUAGCCUAUUUUAGAGAACAGAUUGAACCACAACUACAAUCUGGAAAGAACGUUCUGGUUGCUGCCCACGGAAAUUCAUUGAGGUCUAUUAUUAUGUAUCUCGAGAGACUAACUUCUCAAGAGGUUAUUAGGUUAGAGUUAUCAACCGGAGUACCACUGCUCUAUAUCUAUAAGGAGGGAGAGUUUAUGAGGAGGGGAAGUCCAGUUGGACCUACAGAACCUGGUGUGUAUGCACAUACUAAGGGGCCUUCGAGGAAUUGGAGUAGUGUGUUCAUUCAAACAAUCCCGAACAAUCAGAGAGUUUAGCACUUUACAGGCAAGAAUUGGAUAAAAGGUUGCCUUGAACUCUAUAAAAGCAGGGGACGACCAUUUUUUACCUGUUCGGGCUUUUCCGGAGUUUAUUUCUAAGCUGCAGAUCUGCGGCCGCUAACUAAAAUGCAACACAGAGUUGUAGAACACAGGCCUAACAUUGAAAAUUUUUAGACAAACCAGAUAAACAGAUCAUAUGUAUACCAUUGAAGCUUGAAACUUAUAUACUCGAAUGUCGCGUGUUGAAAAGGGUCACAAGGGACAUGUAAUUGCUAGUAUUUCUGAAGUUUUAGGCAGUGGUUGACAACUUGGGCAUACAUGAAUUUGAAUCGCCUCUGAACCUUGGUUGAAUAGCAUGAUUAUCCACCUUGGCCUCACUGGGCUGACGGUUGGACGGGGUAACCUAUAUUUUUGAGUUCUUACGUUUAAUUUCCAGAAGUGGAAGAGGAGCAAUUUUCGUUUUAUGUAUAUUUUAUUUUUGAGUAAAUUACAAAAAACUAUCUCAACUAUAGAUGGCAGCACAAUCUUAUACGUUAUGUUUUAAACAUUGUAAUGUCAUACCUCAACUUAUGAAAUC
Messenger RNA from Malus domestica (apple), 1841 nucleotides. The record is from RefSeq and is a predicted model, not a curated record. Lineage: Eukaryota; Viridiplantae; Streptophyta; Magnoliopsida; Rosales; Rosaceae.